CCUCUGAAGUUUUGAUCAUAACCAUCUAUGCUCUAGCAUCCAGCUUUUCAAGCAUCUUCUCGAACCUUUUCACUCUGUAUAUCUUGUCUAUCUCGUACAUAAACGCCGAUUGUCAUCUUUCACGUUAACAAUGCCUCCAGCAGAUACGGUUCAGACUGGCUCCUCACUGGCCCUAUCACAACCAAACACGCCACCGAGCAGCCCGAAUCCAUCAUCGUCAGAGCAUAUCGUCACAUUGAACAAUGCCCAGCAGUUCAUUGAUAUGGUCAAAGCUGUUGUUGCCAUGCAGAUUGCUUUGCCUCCUGUUCCGAAGUGCGCUUGCUCUCACACGCCAGACACGCCAACCCUUCAAGGAUUCACCCAGCCUCUUACGGUCGAGGAUCUCGAGCAGUCCAUUGCGAAGACCAUUGAAGCAAAACUGUCGACCUCGGCUGGGAAAUCCGAGGAUCCCAAACCUGUCCCUGCAGGCGCUCAGCUAGAGGAUGUGGCAGCCAAAGCUUCGAGACUAGAAUUCAAGACGGUCGAUGAACUUUGGGACGGGAAAGCCCAUACGUAUGCGAUUGUGGAAUCUCUGAAACCAGUAGGCCAGGUAACUGGACUAGACCAAUACGUUUUUGUAGUUCGUCGCCGAGUCGAUAGGAAGACCAAGGUGACGACUUGCUAUGUCGACGUCAAAUCAGAGUUUCUGCGAGAUAUUUUAAGAGAUGUCUUAAAGGACAUUAAGGGGAUUAGCUUGAACGAAAGCAAGCUUUCUAUCGAGCAGAACUUGCUCUACACCACCCUUCCCAAGCUCGAGCUGUGUCAGAGCUGGAAUGAAAUCGCUCCUCUCGAUCAAGAGAGAACAUCGCAUCUCGGGUUGCUUAUAGACUACCUGAAAAGCGCAUAUACAGACACAACCCAGAGUAUGCUGUCGCUACUGCUUACCGGCUACAUCACGUACGACCUGCUCUGGGCCCUCUUCAAGCCGAAUGACUUGGUGUAUACUACUUGCUCUGGAACACACAAGCCUCGAUGUGUUAGAUACAACUUUGGCGAGGAGAAGAGAACCAAGGCGGGCACUAAAUACUGGAGUCUCGACUGUAGUUAUUUGGAUUUCAAUGGCGAAGACCUUUGCUUGCUCCCGAUCGAAGUGAAGAUCGCCAAUUUCCGUGGGGCAAAGUGCGUCACCGCCCUAGCGGCUUUCCCGCUCCAAUAUCAUGCGGAGGCCGCAAGGGUUCGAGCCGAGCUCCUUGGAUGCGGGCGGAAAUUCAUGUCCCUGAGGGGCUCUCACCAUCGUUAUUGCAAUGGCAAUGCCUUUUACGUGCGUGAUGGACAGCAGGUAGAAGUACGUAUCGACAGUCGGAUCAUGGUUGACGCCGCCUACUUCUGGAAGAUGAAUCCAAACCAUUUCAGGCAAACGGCCGAAAUGACAGACAAAUACCUCCUUAUUUGCUGUCCCAUAGUGCCUGGGUUCAGCCUCAAAGACAAGCUGUGGGUUGAAUUUGCAGUAAUUGAUAUCGAGGAAAUUAAAUGGUCUUUAAUGCUUUUCGACUGCCUAGCUUUACCCGAUGAGCAAAAAGAGGCUAUUAUGGCCGUGACAGAGACGAGUCGUGAUCCGGAUUCCGAAUUUGAUGACAUCGUUGUUGGGAAGGGGCGUGGCAUCAUUGUUCUUUUGUAUGGCAAGCCUGGGUUGGGAAAGACCUUGACAGUGGAGGCGAUAGCAGAACAUCGCCAAAAGCCAAUGUACUCGAUAUUUGCUGGAAACCUGCCUAUCGAUGCAAGUCGGCUUGAGAGCCAGCUCUUCAAAAUCUAUCACAUUGCGAAACAUUGGGAUGCAAUCCUACUCCUAGAUGAAGCAGAUGUGUUUCUCGAGGAACGUGCACCCAAGGAUAUAUACCGCAAUAGCGUCGUCUCGGUGUUCCUCCGCACGAUGGAAUAUUGUCAAGGGAUUAUGCUCCUAACAACAAACCGUGUGACUGACUUCGAUCCAGCAGCUCUUUCCAGAAUUCAUCUAAAGGUGAAAUAUAACGACCUGAAGAAUAAUGCGAAGAGCGAGGUAUGGAGGAAUUUCCUCGCUCGGAAGUGUACCUCCUAUGGAGCUGAUAGAAUAGAGUGA
Mollisia scopiformis is the source of this 2095-nucleotide messenger RNA. RefSeq lists its product as uncharacterized. NCBI's taxonomy places the organism in Eukaryota, Fungi, Ascomycota, Leotiomycetes, Helotiales, Mollisiaceae. The transcript is spliced from 8 exons. The record is from RefSeq and is a predicted model, not a curated record. Gene Ontology annotation, molecular function: ATP hydrolysis activity; ATP binding. The coding region runs from base 131 to 2095 and encodes 654 amino acids.